AUUGUGGAGUCUAUUUCCGCACGUCAGUUUUGGCGAGCCAGGCAGGAGACUCUCUGCUCGACUACGGGAUCGACUGCGGGGCGGACUCUCCCAGGCGCGCCCCGAGCACUUUCCUCGGAGGAGCCUCCGCUACCAGCCGCUCACCGUGGGGGGCAGACAAGGACUUCCUGAAGCCGCGGACCAAACGGUAUGUUCAAGGAUAGGAGCCUGUAAGUCGUACGCGUGGCUGGGGCAGCUGGUAAAUCGCGCAGAGACGUCUGGCGUGCAGCUAAGCCGGUCUCUUACAGAAAAAAACCUUGGAGCCACGGUGGGAAGGGCCAUUCCAGGUGCUGCUCACGACGUUCACAGCCAUCAAGAUUAAGGAAUACUCGGCCUGGAUACAUCACACCCGAGUGAAGAAAGCCCCUAAAUCUCCAUGGAAAGUUACCCAAGUUCAACCAGGAAGAUUACGCUUCUCACGAUAAGUCUGAUAAUCAUUUUUCCUUUAAUGUAUAGUCAAAGGUUCAGUGAAUGGCCAUGGUCCCAGGCCCACAUUGGGUAUACUGGAAGUAUGGGGAUAGGCAGCACACACACGACUCUAAAUUUGGCUACUACAGUUAUACAGGGGAUAAAUGUGAGCUCAAAAGAAGAAUGGAAUCACACCUAUCAAGGAGUACAACAAUUGCAGGGAACAUUGGGACAAGAAAUUAAAAUAGGAUGCAGAGCAAUUAAUGAGUCUACUCACUGGGCAGCAAAACAGAUCACAGUAAGAACACGUAUGGAAUCUGGGGAACCGGGCGCCCUUUUAGCAAACCAAAUCUGUGAUACAACAAAAUCAGAUUGUUGGUAUAACUCUACUCUUAACCAAUCAAUUUCCGUAGUAUGUCUCUGGGUCAAGGGGCAGCCGAUAUUGGGAUUAUCCUUCAGAUUUCAUAUAAUAAUAAACAACGCCACAACAACACCAACAACUGAAAAGACAACCAGCACAACAACAACAGCACCAAACACAACUCAAACAACUCAACCCCAAACAAAACCAGGGCCUAAGAUUUAUGAAGUUGGCCCAUAUAUGAUUAGGAAUGUGGGCCAACAACAAUUAUUAUUUAACCCAGAUUGGUCUCUUAAGCGUGUUGAAUUGAUAAUACAGACUAAUAUCUCCGAAAUCCAACCAGCCUGUCUUCCUUUCGUAGAAACAUCUUUCAAGGGCUGGACGAGAUGGACACAAAAACAAAUGCACCUUGAAAGCAGAACAAAAAGAGAUUUAACUGGAGUAUUAGGAACGGGGUUGGGAGUCUUGAAUAGAAUCGAUUCAGAAGUAUUAAUGAACAAGUUGGUCACUGCAACAAGUGAUUUAACAAGGCUAAAGCAGCCUCUGCAGUCAUCUUUGUUGGCAUUGGGAACUAGUCAGUGGCAAGUUUCAAAAAUAUUGCCAAUAUGGGAAAAGAAUGAGGACCAAGAUCACAGAUUAAUACUAGAUGCACUUAAUAUGGCCCAGAAUAAUGUGUCUUUAGCUUUUAGUUGUAUACAGGCACAGUUAUGGCUGCAGGCAACCGCUGCCUUGAUCAUAAGGGAAGGGAAUGAAGGAAUUUUUCCAGUUGAAAUCCGAAAGGCUGUUUGGGACGAAGCUACCAAUUUUGAAAGAAGAUUCCAAUCUUGGUGGACUAUGGUGAAUUUUACCUAUGACUCCACUACUAACAUGGCUACUGCCUUUGUGCUCACCAUACGUAAUGCUACAGUUUAUGUAAUCCAUCCCAUCAUCGCAUUAGGGUUAAACCAUGAGGAUACAGUGCUCUAUCCUUCAGAACACAGAGCAUGGGCCCGGAAGGAGAAUGAGAAAUGGCAGACUGUAAACGUGGAAUCUUGUAUUACUCGAGAACAACAGGGGUUCAUCUGUGAAAGUAAUACAAUUGACACCAGAGACAUAUGCCUUGACACUGAGCAAAGUAUCUGUCACUUCGAAAUUCACCCAGAUAAUAGUAAGAAAACUGUGAUUAUAUAUGCUGGUCAAGGCUGUAUAUGUUUAAGAACCGCUUGUGUAUUCGUAGAGAUAGAUCCUGACAAUGUAACUUUGUUUACUGGGAAUCAUUCUAAUUUUUGUAUUUGUAACUUUGUUAAGAUUACUGGGUGUGACUUUGUAUAUUGGGCACCAGUGGUUUCCCACCAGUUGAUAAAAUCUAAAAUCAUAAAUUAUCUCGAAUUAUCACCUACACCUAUUGGAAUGAACCUUACAUUAGUAAGGCAAUUGAUUAAACAUCAAGAUUUGUUAGGGAUCUUGAGAGAAAUUCAGAGAAACGGAGAGAAAACUUUAGUUACUAUACACCAUGAUACAAAAGAAAUAAACAGGGUUUUGCAAAGAACAAAACAAGAUGCAAGUCACAACUGGUGGGAUACUCUUUUCGGUUGGUCGCCUUCUGCAACAGGGAUUCUUAACAUUAUGAUACACCCCAUUGUGAUUCUACUAGGUAGUUUAGGAAUUUUAUUAGUACUAACCAUCAUUUUGUAUUUAUGGGUCUGGAGAAUGUUUAAAAGAAUAACAGCGAUGCAUGAGGCUUUAUAUUAUUUGGGGGAUUGCUGAAGUAAAAGAAUUUACUCAGUAUAAUAAGAAAAGGGGGGAUUGAUACAGGGCCAAAAUAGGAACAGGGGAUGUAAGGGUUAACAUGAGAAUAGCAAGAAGGGGAUAAUAGCAAGAAGGGGAUAACAAAAGAAAAUAGUUCAAGGGAAAUAGUUUAGAUAACGGUUAACUGUCUGCUUAGUGAGCAGACAGUUUAUAAAACACGGUGAGCUCUCUAGGCUUUAUCAGUACCAAGCCAGUUGGAACUAGACCCACGGUUUGGACAACAGCCAGUAAGAGACUGAGUCUGCGCAAAACCUGGGGUCACAGAGCGGACAGGAGGAA
Messenger RNA from Tyto alba (common barn owl), 2875 nucleotides. RefSeq lists its product as uncharacterized. The record is from RefSeq and is a predicted model, not a curated record. The transcript has 2 exons. The coding region runs from base 416 to 2554 and encodes 712 amino acids. NCBI's taxonomy places the organism in Eukaryota, Metazoa, Chordata, Aves, Strigiformes, Tytonidae.